Macaca mulatta (Rhesus monkey) is the source of this 3173-nucleotide messenger RNA. It is a transcript of the gene AR, whose product is annotated as androgen receptor. Gene Ontology annotation, biological process: androgen receptor signaling pathway; regulation of DNA-templated transcription. The record is from RefSeq and is marked provisional. Lineage: Eukaryota; Metazoa; Chordata; Mammalia; Primates; Cercopithecidae. Gene Ontology annotation, cellular component: nucleus. Gene Ontology annotation, molecular function: steroid binding; zinc ion binding; sequence-specific DNA binding.
CCAAAAAAUAAAACAAACAAAAACAAAACAAAACAAAAAAACGAAAUAAAAGAAAAAGAUAAUAACUCAGUUCUUAUUUGCACCUACUUCAGUGGACACUGAAUUUGGAAGGUGGAGGAUUUUGUUUUUUCUUUUAAGAUUCGGGCAUCUUUUGAAUCUACCCUUCAAGUGUUAAGAGACAGACUGUGAGCCUAGCAGGGCAGAUCUUGUCCACCGUGUGUCUUCUUCUGCAGGAGACUUUGAGGCUGUCAGAGCGCUUUUUGCGUGGUUGCUCCCGCAAGUUUCCUUCUCUGGAGCUUCCCGCAGGUGGGCAGCUAGCUGCAGCGACUACCGCAUCAUCACAGCCUGUUGAACUCUUCUGAGCAAGAGAAGGGGAGGCGGGGUAAGGGAAGUAGGUGGAAGAUUCAGCCAAGCUCAAGGAUGGAGGUGCAGUUAGGGCUGGGGAGGGUCUACCCUCGGCCGCCGUCCAAGACCUACCGAGGAGCUUUCCAGAAUCUGUUCCAGAGCGUGCGCGAAGUGAUCCAGAACCCGGGCCCCAGGCACCCAGAGGCCGCGAGCGCAGCACCUCCCGGCGCCAGUUUGCAGCAGCAGCAGCAGCAGCAGCAAGAAACUAGCCCCCGGCAACAGCAGCAGCAGCAGCAGGGUGAGGAUGGUUCUCCCCAAGCCCAUCGUAGAGGCCCCACAGGCUACCUGGUCCUGGAUGAGGAACAGCAGCCUUCACAGCCUCAGUCAGCCCCGGAGUGCCACCCCGAGAGAGGUUGCGUCCCAGAGCCUGGAGCCGCCGUGGCCGCCGGCAAGGGGCUGCCGCAGCAGCUGCCAGCACCUCCGGACGAGGAUGACUCAGCUGCCCCAUCCACGUUGUCUCUGCUGGGCCCCACUUUCCCCGGCUUAAGCAGCUGCUCCGCCGACCUUAAAGACAUCCUGAGCGAGGCCAGCACCAUGCAACUCCUUCAGCAACAGCAGCAGGAAGCAGUAUCCGAAGGCAGCAGCAGCGGGAGAGCGAGGGAGGCCUCGGGGGCUCCCACUUCCUCCAAGGACAAUUACUUAGGGGGCACUUCGACCAUUUCUGACAGCGCCAAGGAGCUGUGUAAGGCAGUGUCGGUGUCCAUGGGCUUGGGUGUGGAGGCGUUGGAGCAUCUGAGUCCAGGGGAACAGCUUCGGGGGGAUUGCAUGUACGCCCCAGUUUUGGGAGUUCCACCCGCUGUGCGUCCCACUCCGUGUGCCCCAUUGGCCGAAUGCAAAGGUUCUCUGCUAGACGACAGCGCAGGCAAGAGCACUGAAGAUACUGCUGAGUAUUCCCCUUUCAAGGGAGGUUACACCAAAGGGCUAGAAGGCGAGAGCCUAGGCUGCUCUGGCAGCGCUGCAGCAGGGAGCUCCGGGACACUUGAACUGCCGUCCACCCUGUCUCUCUACAAGUCCGGAGCACUGGACGAGGCAGCUGCGUACCAGAGUCGCGACUACUACAACUUUCCACUGGCUCUGGCCGGGCCGCCGCCCCCUCCACCGCCUCCCCAUCCCCACGCUCGCAUCAAGCUGGAGAACCCGCUGGACUAUGGCAGCGCCUGGGCGGCUGCGGCGGCGCAGUGCCGCUAUGGGGACCUGGCGAGCCUGCAUGGCGCGGGUGCAGCGGGACCCGGCUCUGGGUCACCCUCAGCGGCCGCUUCCUCAUCCUGGCACACUCUCUUCACAGCCGAAGAAGGCCAGUUGUAUGGACCGUGUGGUGGUGGGGGCGGCGGCGGUGGCGGCGGCGGCGGCGGCGCAGGCGAGGCGGGAGCUGUAGCCCCCUACGGCUACACUCGGCCACCUCAGGGGCUGGCGGGCCAGGAAGGCGACUUCACCGCACCUGAUGUGUGGUACCCUGGCGGCAUGGUGAGCAGAGUGCCCUAUCCCAGUCCCACUUGUGUCAAAAGCGAGAUGGGCCCCUGGAUGGAUAGCUACUCCGGACCUUACGGGGACAUGCGUUUGGAGACUGCCAGGGACCAUGUUUUGCCAAUUGACUAUUACUUUCCACCCCAGAAGACCUGCCUGAUCUGUGGAGAUGAAGCUUCUGGGUGUCACUAUGGAGCUCUCACAUGUGGAAGCUGCAAGGUCUUCUUCAAAAGAGCCGCUGAAGGGAAACAGAAGUACCUGUGUGCCAGCAGAAAUGAUUGCACUAUUGAUAAAUUCCGAAGGAAAAAUUGUCCAUCUUGCCGUCUUCGGAAAUGUUAUGAAGCAGGGAUGACUCUGGGAGCCCGGAAGCUGAAGAAACUUGGUAAUCUGAAACUACAGGAGGAAGGAGAGGCUUCCAGCACCACCAGCCCCACUGAGGAGACAGCCCAGAAGCUGACAGUGUCACACAUUGAAGGCUAUGAAUGUCAGCCCAUCUUUCUGAAUGUCCUGGAGGCCAUUGAGCCAGGUGUGGUGUGUGCUGGACAUGACAACAACCAGCCCGACUCCUUCGCAGCCUUGCUCUCUAGCCUCAAUGAACUGGGAGAGAGACAGCUUGUACAUGUGGUCAAGUGGGCCAAGGCCUUGCCUGGCUUCCGCAACUUACACGUGGACGACCAGAUGGCUGUCAUUCAGUACUCCUGGAUGGGGCUCAUGGUGUUUGCCAUGGGCUGGCGAUCCUUCACCAAUGUCAACUCCAGGAUGCUCUACUUUGCCCCUGAUCUGGUUUUCAAUGAGUACCGCAUGCACAAAUCCCGGAUGUACAGCCAGUGUGUCCGAAUGAGGCACCUCUCUCAAGAGUUUGGAUGGCUCCAAAUCACCCCCCAGGAAUUCCUGUGCAUGAAAGCGCUGCUACUCUUCAGCAUUAUUCCAGUGGAUGGGCUGAAAAAUCAAAAAUUCUUUGAUGAACUUCGAAUGAACUACAUCAAGGAACUCGAUCGUAUCAUUGCAUGCAAAAGAAAAAAUCCCACAUCCUGCUCAAGGCGUUUCUACCAGCUCACCAAGCUCCUGGACUCCGUGCAGCCUAUUGCGAGAGAGCUGCAUCAGUUCACUUUUGACCUGCUAAUCAAGUCACACAUGGUGAGCGUGGACUUUCCGGAAAUGAUGGCAGAGAUCAUCUCUGUGCAAGUGCCCAAGAUCCUUUCUGGGAAAGUCAAGCCCAUCUAUUUCCACACCCAGUGAAGCAUUGGAAAUCCCUAUUUCCUCACCCCAGCUCAUGCCCCCUUUCAGAUGUCUUCUGCCUGUUA